AAAGACCGCGAAAGGCAGUGGAGGGAGCGCACUUGCCUAGUUUGGCGUGGAGGAUAAGAUGGACAGAGCCAUCGGCGCCCCUGCCGGCGGAACAGACCAUUCCCCGCAGCAGGCGCAGACUACGGCGGGGCAACCCGCUAUUGCGACUGCUAGUAAGAUGGGAGGCGACACAGCCGUGUCUAGUGCGACUCCUGUUAUCUCUUCGACCGCGAAUGGAAGAAUUGAGACGACGGGAGCUGAUCCUGCCUCGAGCAAGCCUGCGGUUGAACAAUCCGAUAAAUUGGAGGGUACGGUCUCUACAGGUGUGGAAGGUAAAGCUCCUGCUGCAGCUGUUGCAGCGUUGGCUCCGUUUGAUACCUUGAUCGUCAAUGAAAAUGUCGAGGCUGCUGAAACCGCGAGUGCUAACCACAAGCGCGCUCAUGAAGAGGACACAGAAGACACCGCCUCGCAGGAGUCGCACCCACGUAAGCGCACCGCUAUUGCAAAUGGCGAGAAUACCGUGCUGAGCUCCGGUCAAACCACAGACGAGACUGUGGGCGACAGCUCAGAUGACGUCGAGAUGAUUGAGGCUAAGGAUGAGGAAGAUGUUCUUGGUAACGAUACAACUCACGCCAAUGGGGAAGCUAAUGAGGAGUUCUAUCGCAACUUAGAGGUAAACCAGCAGGUGGACGUGUAUGACGUGGGUACCAAGGAUUGGCUUGCUGCCAAGAUAGUGCGCGUGGAUGAUGAAGGCUGCUCUGUUCACUACAUGGGAUGGAACUCCAAGCGCGAUGAAAAAAUCGACAUAACUAGCAGCUACCGCAUCCAACCCCGAGCCACGAAAGCCACUAAGGCGUGGACAAAGCAUCAAGCCAAGAUUGACAAGCGUAACGUUGUAAAGAAGGUCGAGGCAACACCAUCUACUGAUGAUAACCUUGGACGUCUUGGAGCGGAACAACACGAACUGGUACCGGCAUUUGUUCAAACUGGCCUCACCCGAUCUGGGCGUGCAAUUACCAAACGUGUUGAGAACGGAGCUCUGAAGCCAAAGGCGCCCCCCAAGAAGAAAAAGGACGCAGCGGCUGUUGAAUCCGGGUUCCCAGAAGAGGAUUUAUGCGGAGUAUGCGGUGAGAUUGAAGAUGAUGAUCUUACGGACAUGAUACUGUGCGACGGUGGCUGCCUGAAAUCGUAUCAUUUCUCAUGUCUGGGUAUCGAUUCAGCGCCUGAUGGAGAGGAGUGGUUGUGCGAACAGUGUCGUACGAAUGAGCAGUUGUGCUUUGCAUGUGGACGCAAUGGAACGAUCAACGAGAAAGGAGGUGUAUUUCGUUGCAGUGCCCCAUCUUGCGGUAAAUUCUUUCACCAGGCCUGCGUUGAUGCCAACAAAAUGUCACGUCGAGCUGGAGGUAAAGCCAAACCUGGUUCUGCAACAGUGGAGGAGUUGCUCGAGUCAGACGCUUCUUUCCGAUGCCCUCGGCACGUUUGUUUUGUGUGCGAGGGAAAGAAAAAGAGUUCUGACCUCAUGUGCUGUUUGAAGUGUCCGGAAUCUUAUCACCCGCAAUGUGUACCUCCAAGUGCCCGAUAUAACUCCGUAGGUUUACUUUGUUGGCGACACUCUGAAGAAGAGCUACCGAAGAUCCCGUCAUUUUAUCUGUCUGAUCGGAACAUUGACACUGUGACGGUUGAUUCGAGUUUGCACCUCCCAUGGAUGUUCCUGCCUAAGCGUGAUCCGGAUGCCAGUAACCCCAACGAUUGCCAUCACUUUCGCCUGCUGAAGAGUAUUAUCGAGGAUGUCCGUCUUCAACCGCCGACUUACCGCAAGUUGGGUCGCAGCAUCUAUACGUUUAAACAACCGAAGGUUUCACUAGAAGACGCGCCAACUUGUGUGUGCAAGGAAAAGUGCGGAGAUGACUGCAUCAAUCGGCUAAGUUUUACUGAAUGCUUCGGACCAGCACCGACUCCAGGAAUGAAGUUCAACAAGCACAAUAGAGAAUCGAACUGCAUGCUUGGUGAGAACUGCGGGAACCGCGCGCUUCACCAGAAGGUGUACCCCCGCUUUCAGAAGUUUCACACGGUCGAAAAGGGGUGGGCUCUCCGCCUGUUGGAGCCUGUCAAGGCAGGACAAUUAGUGAUCGAGUAUGUUGGAGAGGUGAUUAAUGAAGAAGAAAAGGAGCGCCGGCUACUUGACCACGCAAAGAACAGCCCUGAGGACAAGAACAUGUACAUUAUGGAGCUUGGCAAGGGCGAAUACAUCGAUGCGCGAUUUAAAGGAAGUGUUUCCAGGUUCAUUAACCACUCGUGUGAUCCCAAUUGCCACUUGCUGAAGUGGCGUGUAAAGGGGGUGAACCGAAUCGCUAUUACCGCUCUGAAGGACAUCGAGCCGGGUACCGAGUUAUCAUACGACUACCAAUUCCAUACCAAACAGGCGAUGGAGUGGAAAUGCCACUGCAAGUCGAAGAAUUGUCGCGGAACCAUGGCACCGGAGAAAAUUAACCAAGCACUCGAAUCACCGGCAAAGAAGCUUACGAAAAAAGAGCAAAUCAAACAGCGCAAGCGUGCUCUUAUGCAGGAAAAGAUCCAACAGGACAAGGAAAUCAAGAGCACUGCUAGGCGGCUUUCCUUGACAGCACAAAUCAGUAUGGGUGACCGAACCACAAUGGAUAAGAUGGUUGUCCGCACGGGCCCUGCAGCGCGUGAGCUGCAGUGGGCGAAGUACUAUCACCUUUUCAAUAUUCGAGAUGCCAAGCACGGCUUCAACUUCAAACUCCGCAAAGAAAUGCGAGAUCUACGAAUCGCGCGCCAGGAACAAGUGAAACAGGAACACGUUAGCGUGUCUGGUUCGACAACUGCUGCAUCAAGUCGAUCCGUAAGCCCAGUUCGUCUUUUGGGGGAUGAGAUUGAACCAAACCAACAAAAGGAAACGAAGGAACAAUCAUUGUCAAAGGGAGAUCCGGCCAAGGACCGACAAGAGUUUGCUCAGGAACUCGUGGUCUCUGAGCCUAAGAAAAGGGAGUCGACCAAAGAAGACUCGGUAGGCACUGAGCCCGAGGAAAUUCCAGCGUAGUAAUACCUAGCUACAGAUCUGAGAAUGUGGCCGUGUUUAUUUCUGCUGCUGUACACAGCUAUGCUCGUUCAUUGAUAUGCGCGUUGGUGAUGGCAAAUAGGCGCACUAAUGAAGCAGCAAUCCAUUUCUCUUUUCUUUUUGUGCUGCAAGGGAUCGCUAAUUGUUUCAUCUUGACAGCCCAAACACAGCAUAGUUGACUUGAUGCGAUUCCAAAUACGUACCAUUUCAUUUGAAUUGACGCAUUGAAUGGAAC
Messenger RNA from Phytophthora nicotianae INRA-310, 3293 nucleotides. RefSeq lists its product as hypothetical. NCBI's taxonomy places the organism in Eukaryota, Oomycota, Peronosporomycetes, Peronosporales, Peronosporaceae. Bases 59 to 3040 code for a protein of 993 amino acids. The transcript has a single exon. The record is from RefSeq and is a predicted model, not a curated record. Gene Ontology annotation, cellular component: nucleus; chromatin. Gene Ontology annotation, molecular function: histone H3K36 methyltransferase activity; protein binding. Gene Ontology annotation, biological process: regulation of DNA-templated transcription.